UUGAAGUGCGAGAUUGCAGAAACUGCAAAGAGUUACCAACUCUUGGGCACAUGUCCUCCCUCAGAUCUCUUCACUUGGAAAGACUUAAUGGCAUAACAAGCAUAGGACCUUCUUUUUAUGGAGAAUCGACCAUACAUAGUGGAAGCGGCAGUCAAAGUCCCCUAAAAUUGUUUCCAGCACUUGAACAUUUCAUUCUAAGGUACGCGCACAAUUUGACUGAAUGGACGGAAGCAGAAGUUCAUGAUAGAGAAUUGAUGGUAUUUCCUGUCCUUGAGACGAUAGAGAUUGAAAAUUGCCCCAGACUAGCAACUUUUCCAAGUCAUUUUCCAAGUCUCAAGAAAUUGCACAUCUAUCGGACUAAGAAUGGGUCAGCAGUAAUGAAAUAUAUCCGAAGAGGAGUUAGCACUCUCACUAGUCUUUGCCUUUUGUUUGUGAAUGGGUUCACUGAGCUACCAAAUAUGUUAUUUCAAAACAAUCCAAAUGUUCCUCAAACUUUAGAAGGUCCAAAUUCCCAAACAGUACUUGAGUUGAGCCAACCACACACUUGCAUUGACAAUAGUGCUACUCAACGUUUGGUUGGUCUUGAGUCCCUUGAGAAAUUAGAAAUUUCCCUGUGCGAUUCACUCAAGUCGAUUUCAUUCCCCAAGGGAGACAAGUACCUCACUGCCUUGCGCGAAUUAAAAAUUUCCUAUUGCGAUAGGUUUUCCCGCUUGUCCAUCCCCCAGCUAACUGAGUCAGAGUGGGAUUCCACUCCUCGGCCCUCCCUCUCCGCUACUUCUCCUCCUCCUCUUCUACUUCUCGAGAAAUUGAAAGUAGACUGCUGCCCCGAUCUGAUCUCCUUUCCAAUUGAUUUAACCCGAACACCUUCUCUCUCUACCCUGGUCAUAUCAUAUUGUCCCAAAUUAACGGACUUGCCCAAGGGGAAGCUUUGUUCUCUUACAAGCUUGAGAACCUUAUCGAUUGGACCAUUCUCAGAAACCACAGAGUUGCAUUCCUUCCUAUACCUCUUUGAUGCUCUCCCACCACCGCACCCCUACUUCCCCUCCCUUUCGGAAUUAUUUCUGCGUGGAUGGUCUCAUUGGGAAUCUCUGCCCGAGCAACUUCAGGGCCUCUCUGCCCUAACAACUCUUUUUUUAGAAGGUUUUGGAGUGAAAUCAUUGCCCGAUUGGUUUGGGAAGCUUUCGUCACUUGAACGACUUUGUCUCUUGGAUUGUAAAAAGCUAGAGAAUUUACCCUCUCACCAAUCUAUGAGAAGCCUCACCAGACUAAGAAAGCUGGAGAGUGACGGGUGUCCCCUUCUAAAGGAAAGAUGUAAACCAAAGAGCAGCAGUAGCAGCACCACCGAAUCCAAUUCUGAGUGGUCGAAGAUCUCCGGCAUUCCCCAAAUUGAAAUUGAUGAGCAGCAAAUCAGAGGCUAAUCCCCAUUUGAAGCUCAUAAAUAACGUCAGUUUUCCCAAUUAAAGCUACUAGCCUAACUUCUACUCAAUAAUUGAUGCGAACUAUUUUUCCUUCGUCCUGUGCGCUUUUGCUUUCUAGGCGGUUUUGAGUCUAGCUUGAGAGUCUACUCUCAGAUUGAUAAAUUGUGGAAGAAUAUGAGGCUGACAACGACAGAUCAUUCUGGCUAGCUGCAGGGAUUCUCAUGCAUGAGGUUAAAUAACAGAGCUAUGGAUGAGCAAUACAUGGGAAAGCCACUGGUCGGAUUUUUAAGUUGUGAUGACAACUGCUGCAAAUGAGGCUUGUCAGCCCUUUUAAAGAAACAUAACCUAGUCGAAUUGAGAAGCUUUCGUCUGUUGAAGGGUUCUAAGUUGGCAAAUGCAAAAAGCUUGAGUGGAUGAUUUAGGUUUUGCUGAAGGUGAAACCAAGUGCAAAAUGCUCCAGAAUGUUCCGCAUCAGAUUGUGCAAUCUCCAGCUUGGCUAGGCUUACCAAAUCCAAAUUCACCUUCUCUUCAAAACGCUACUCCGGCUAAGUUUGCCUCCCAAGCCCAGCAAUCUCAUCCACCCAAUCAACAAUCAAAUGCACCAAGCAUUAUUCCAACUUCUUCAACACUUCUUCCUCUGCUUCCCCCUCUGCCAAGAGCUCAGUCUAUUCUUCUGCAAAUGUCCUCACUUGCCUAAUAGGUCGCACUGGAUUAGUGCAUUUUGAGGUUCCCUACCCUCCUUCUUGUCUUCCCAAUCCCAACCUUUGACAUCAACUGCACCAGAUUCUUAUCCUUCUUCCUCCAAAGAAAUUCUCACUCUUUUCACAAACCUUCAAACUCAGCUAUUUGAAGCUGUUGCAGAGCUCCAAGAAAUUCUUGAUCUUCAAGAUGGAAAACAGAAACUCUCACAUGAAAUCAGGUCAAAAGAUGCUGCAAUUCUUGCACUUGCAAGCAAGCUCAAAGAAGCUGAGCAGGUUCUUGACAACCUUGUGGAUGAUUACUCAGAUUAUCGCCGUUCAAAACGGUCCAAGUCAGAAGAUGUUGCAGAAGAUUCUUCAACCACCACUGUGGCAUCUCAGCUGAAGCUUUCUGAUAUAUUGUCGUAUGCCCAUAGGAUAAGCUACACUACUUUUGCACCACCAGAAUUUGGUGCUGGACAGGCUCCUCUCCGUGGGGCACUCCCACCUGCUCCACAGGAGGAGCAAAUGCGGGCAUCCCAACUGUACGCUUUUGCUGAUCUUGAUGUUGGUUUACCAAAAACAGAUGAGCAUAAGAAGAAAAUUAUAGAGCCAUUGAUCGAAACUCCUGUUGGGCAACCAGCAGAGCCAAAUCCACUGGCCAAUCUAGCUGGAAUGCAGGGUCUGCUUCCACCUAAUAUUGCUGUGCCAUCAGGAUGGAAACCUGGAAUGCCCGUGGAGUUGCCCAGUGAUCUACCUAUUCUUCCUCCACCUGGUUGGAAACCUGGUGAUCCAGUGGCACUCCCCCCAUUGGAUUCUCUUCCUGUACCUCCUAGAAUUGAAGAGCAACAACCUCAGCAUAUCCCCCCUCCAAUGCUUACAAAGGCACCCGAGCCUAUACAAGUUCUGCAUGUGCAGCUUGACAUUGACGAUGACAGUAGUGAUUAUAGCAGUGAUGUUGGUAGCUCUGACAGUGAAGAUUAGUCCUUGAACAUUUCUCGCAAUCCGUUCUAGUACUGGUUUUGAUUUUAAGGUUAUUGGAAGCCUGGUUGAGUGAGCAUGAUCUUUUAAAUUUGUGACAA
Molecule: messenger RNA, 3177 nt
Organism: Coffea eugenioides
Lineage: Eukaryota; Viridiplantae; Streptophyta; Magnoliopsida; Gentianales; Rubiaceae
Product: putative disease resistance protein At3g14460
Exons: 6
Coding region: 51-1418 (455 amino acids)
Source: RefSeq, a predicted model, not a curated record